GCAGCCCCGGGGCGCAGGGACAUAAAAGUGCGGCACUAGCCCCAACCGUGCAGAUCGUGGGCUGGAGGCCCACGUGGCUAGCAGGCGCACGGCCGGGCGCGCAGAGGCCCCGGGGUUCCUCCCUGGACAGCCCCGCGCGCCUCUCCCCACGCGCGCCCGCCCGCCCGCAGUCCAGCGGGGACGUCGGGACAGCACGGUCCCGGGCGCCGUGGCUCCUGCAAAAUGGUCCAGCACUGGAUGCUGCUCGUCCUCCUCCCCUUGGUGCGAGCCACGGAGCGCCCCGAGGGCCGGGAGGAGAAGCCCGGCCUGGCGGUGACCCUGGCCGUGCCCAACGCCUCGCACUUCUUCUGGAACAACUACACCUUCUCCGACUGGCAGAACUUUGUGGGCCGGCGGCGCUACGGGGCCGAGUCCCAGAACCCCACCGUGAAAGCCCUGCUCAUCGUGGCUUACUCCUUCAUCAUCGUCUUCUCGCUCUUCGGCAACGUGCUGGUCUGUCAUGUCAUCUUCAAGAACCAGCGAAUGCACUCGGCCACCAGCCUCUUCAUCGUUAACCUGGCCGUCGCAGACCUCAUGAUCACGCUCCUCAACACCCCGUUCACUUUGGUUCGCUUUGUGAAUAGCACAUGGGUGUUCGGGAAAGGCAUGUGCCACGUCAGCCGCUUUGCCCAGUACUGCUCCCUGCACGUUUCAGCGCUGACACUGACGGCCAUUGCUGUGGACCGCCACCAGGUCGUCAUGCAUCCGUUGAAACCCCGGAUCUCCACCACAAAAGGUGUCAUCUACAUCGCGGUCAUCUGGGGCAUGGCUACCUUCUUCUCGCUCCCACACGCUAUCUGCCAGAAAUUAUUUACUUUCAAGUACAGUGAGGACAUUGUCCGCUCACUGUGCCUGCCAGACUUCCCUGAGCCCGCGGACCUCUUCUGGAAGUACCUGGACUUGGCCACCUUCAUCCUACUUUAUAUCCUGCCCCUCCUCGUCAUGUCUGUGGCCUACGCCCGUGUGGCCAAGAAGCUGUGGCUGUGCAACAUGAUUGGCGAUGUGACCACGGAGCAGUACCUGACCCUGCGGCACAAGAAGAAGACGACGAUCAAGAUGCUGAUGCUGGUGGUGGUCCUCUUUGCCCUCUGCUGGUUCCCCCUCAACUGCUACGUCCUCCUCCUGUCCAACAAGGUCAUCCGCACCAACAAUGCCCUCUACUUUGCCUUCCACUGGUUUGCCAUGAGCAGCACUUGCUACAACCCCUUUAUCUACUGCUGGCUUAAUGAGAACUUCAGGGUUGAGCUGAAGGCGUUACUGAGGGUGUUCCAAAGGCCACCCAAGCCUCCAGAGGAACGGCCACCCUCCCCUGUCCCCUCCUUCAGGGUGGCUUGGACAGAGAAGGGCCAUGGCCGGAGGGCUCCGCUAGCCAACCAUCUCCUGUCUUCCUCCCAGCUCCAGUCUGGGAAGACAGACCUUUCGUCUGUGGAGCCCAUUGUGGCGAUGAGUUAGAGGAGGGUGGAAGAGGCAGGGGACAGGGCUCUGUCUCCAGCUGAGAUUGGGAGAGGGCCUGAGGACAGAGCCUGUCCUCUCAUACAUGACCUUCACCAUGCCGGAAAUCAGUUCCUGCAGAAGCCAUAAGACUCUUGAGUUCCUAGGAAACAACCCACCUCCUCACCACAUUUGAUGUGAAAACUAAAAGGCACCUACCAACUAGACACAUGUUUAUGAAUUCCUGUCUGAGAAAUGCUGUGAGGCAUAUCACCCUGGUUCCCUGAGCCAGAGAAUAGCACAGUUUCAGCCCAGAUGGAGGCUGAGUCAGCAAACUGCCUCAAACUGUCAGGCAGCUGCCUUACCAGCCUCCCUACCGCCGAGCAUCCAUAAAGCACACCUGAGUCUUACGGUGGGUGUGGCUGACCCAGCUGCACAGAGUUCUGCUUGAGUAGAAGGUUAACGAGCUGGAGCGGACACGGAUGUUUUUAUGCUUCACUUUCUGAAGUCAUUGGACCAGGAUGAAUCACAAUUCCGUGGUGGCUUGGCCUGGUAUAUGACAAGAAAGGACCACUUUGGUUCUGUAAAGAAAAAUUAUUGUUAAAACUUUGGAGAAUUCAGAAAAGCACAAAGAAGAAAAUAAAAAUCACCUCCUUCUCCUA
Molecule: messenger RNA, 2132 nt
Organism: Rhinolophus ferrumequinum (greater horseshoe bat)
Lineage: Eukaryota; Metazoa; Chordata; Mammalia; Chiroptera; Rhinolophidae
Gene: GPR83
Product: G protein-coupled receptor 83
Exons: 4
Coding region: 223-1491 (422 amino acids)
Biological process (GO): neuropeptide signaling pathway
Cellular component (GO): membrane
Molecular function (GO): neuropeptide Y receptor activity
Source: RefSeq, a predicted model, not a curated record